UGGACCCGAACAUCUCAGAAAAAAGAUAUCGCACGCGAAACCCCCACUGGCCCACAGGAAACCAUGGACGGCGGCGGCGUCCGUCCGUCGCUUCCUUCGACUGCCGCGGCUGCGGGCGCCUCCGGCGCGGAUGAACCUCGCGACGCUCGAGUGGUGCGGGAGCUCCUCCGGUCGAUGGGUCUCGGCGAGGGCGAGUACGAGCCGCGCGUCGUGCACCAGUUCCUAGACCUGGCCUACCGCUAUGUCGGCGAUGUGCUCGGCGAUGCCCAGGUCUACGCGGACCACGCAGGUAAGGCCCAGCUCGAUGCCGACGACGUCUGUCUCGCCAUUCAGGCCAAGGUCAACUUCUCCUUCUCCCAGCCGCCGCCCCGUGAGGUUCUCCUUGAGUUAGCACGCAGCCGCAACAAAAUUCCGCUGCCCAAGUCAAUUGCUCCACCUGGCUCGAUCCCUCUGCCACCUGAGCAGGACACGUUGUUGAGCCAAAACUACCAACUCUUACCCCCACUGAAGGCGCCAACUCAGGUUGAGGAAACGGAAGAUGAAAACGAGGAGGUCGACGCAAACCCUGCCAAUUCUAAUCCAAACUAUUUGAGGCAGGACCAGAGGGAGAACGAGCAACAGCAGCCUCUGCCUCAUACUCAAAGCCAGAGGGUUUCAUUCCAACUUAACGCUGUGGCAGCUGCAGCUGCAAAGCGAUCUCGAAUGACAAUUGAUCAGUUGAACAUGGGCUAACUGUCAGGUCGUCAGCUGGCUCCUAGUCGGAAAUAAAACUCUGCAAGUAGUUGUCGGGCAGAGCUCAAUUCUCUGCGCUUGAAUAGGCUUCGAGAUGUGUGCUGCUCAAUGUAUUAUCCGUAUGGUUGAAGCACUCUAGGGCAAGUCUGGCCAAAUCUGCCUGAAUCUCGUAGUGUUCUCUACGAGACUCUUUGAUUUUUAUUUAUGCUUAUUGAACUAGUGAUGUGCCUUGCAGGAACACCUUGUAUCUGUCGUAGAAUUUUGAAAAUUUGUAAUGUGUUGAUGAGAUGUUCUUUGUCAUGCACUGUGAAUAUGAAGUCCCCUGUCAGACUAGUUUGAAUGAGAUCCAAACAGAGCCUCAAAUGCUGAUUAGCAUA
Molecule: messenger RNA, 1109 nt
Organism: Brachypodium distachyon (stiff brome)
Lineage: Eukaryota; Viridiplantae; Streptophyta; Magnoliopsida; Poales; Poaceae
Product: transcription initiation factor TFIID subunit 9
Exons: 2
Coding region: 64-732 (222 amino acids)
Biological process (GO): RNA polymerase II preinitiation complex assembly; DNA-templated transcription initiation
Cellular component (GO): SAGA complex; transcription factor TFIID complex
Molecular function (GO): protein heterodimerization activity; RNA polymerase II general transcription initiation factor activity; transcription coactivator activity
Source: RefSeq, a predicted model, not a curated record